Durio zibethinus is the source of this 2200-nucleotide messenger RNA. The record is from RefSeq and is a predicted model, not a curated record. Lineage: Eukaryota; Viridiplantae; Streptophyta; Magnoliopsida; Malvales; Malvaceae.
UAAGUAGCCACCACAUUUGCACCUCUGCGUUUUGUUAACACUAUAAGAAUCGAGUUGGAAACCUCAACCUCAACCAACAGAACUCAAACACAAAUAAGAAUAGAAAUCUCCCUCAAUCUCAGACUUGUUCUCAGCGUUUCCUAGGGCUGAAGAUGGAAGCAGCCACCGUCACAGCCACUCCGGUUGGAUCUCCUAUGACUCUACGUCGACCUUCAAGCUCGGUUACCAUGUCGGCUGUUUUGACUGCCAACGGCCCCUAUUUUCUACGUUUCGCUGCCAAUGCUUUCUUCCCCUGCCCGAUUAAGCAUUAUUCUUCAGUUUCUUAUUCAAAAUCACGGAGGAGGAGAAUGGCUUUGGGGGCAUCAUCAUCUCAUGAUUCAACUGAACCCACUUCUCCAAUUGCACCACUUCAGAUGGAGUCUCCAAUUGGGCAGUUUUUGUCUCAAAUCUUGAUAACUCAUCCGCAUCUUGUGCCUGUGGCAGUUGAGCAGCAGCUUGAACAGCUUCAAACUGACCGUGAUGCUGAGCAAAAGAAGGAAGAGCCAUCUACUUCGGGCACGGAUUUAAUAUUGUAUAGGAGAAUUGCUGAGGUUAAGGCUAAUGAGCGAAAAAGGGCUUUAGAAGAGAUCCUUUACACAUUGGUCGUACAAAGGUUUAUGGAUGCCAAUGUUUCUUUGGUGCCUGCAAUAACUCCUUCCUUUACAGAUCCCUUGGGUUGAUUGGACAUGUGGCCAAGCGAAGAAGACAAGCUUGAGCAGCUUCACUCACCUGAGGCCUAUGAGAUGAUCCAAAACCACCUAGCUUUAAUUUUGGGAAAUCAAUUGGGUGAUUCAACAUCUGUAGCACAGAUAAGUAAACUUAGGGUUGGGCAGGUCUAUGCUGCAUCAGUGAUGUAUGGGUACUUCCUGAAGCGGGUUGACCAGCGAUUUCAACUUGAGAAGACCAUGAAAAUCCUUCCAAAUGCUUCAGAUGGUGAAGAAAGUAGUAUUAAGCAAGCUGUGGGGGAGGACAUGGGACCUUCUGGUCUAGGGAACUCCUAUCAAGCUGUUUCAUCACACCCUGAAGUCUCAUCUUGGUCUGGUGGCGGCAGUCCUGGAGAUUUUGGUCACAGGAUAAAGCCUUCUCGAUUGCGGACUUAUGUGAUGUCCUUUGAUGGGGAGACACUAUAGAGAUAUGCUACAAUCAGAUCAAAAGAAGCUGUUAGCAUUAUUGAGAAGCACACAGAGACCCUCUUUGGAAGACCUGAGAUUGUUAUAACUCCUCAGGGGACUGUUGGUUCUUCCAAGGAUGAGCUUAUUAAGAUAAGCUUUGGUGGUUUGAAGAGACUUGUUUUGGAGGCUGUCACUUUUGGUUCUUUUCUUUGGGAUGUUGAAAGCUACGUGGAUUCAAGGUACCAUUUUGUUGUGAAUUAGCUAUGUUGAAUUACAUCCCUGCCAAAGCUAACUUUGUAGUGGGAACUCAGCUGCCCAAACUAUGGUUUAAUUGAAUGUAAAUUUGGUGACUGUUACUUAGUAAUUUGCACUGAUGAUUCUGUAUAUAGUUAUGUUUUCCUGUUGGAACUUGCAUCUUAACACAAACAGCUGUUCUUCUGAAAUUUGUCUUUUUAUUCCUCUUUGAAUUUACAACUGGAAUGUAUAUAUGCAAUGGUAACGUCUGAACUGUGACAUUUGGAUGUUAUUUGGUUUGAAUUCAUCUGAUUUAUUUUCCAUAUCAUCCAAUUGCAUCGAGUCAACGUGAUGCAUUAGUUUACUUGGCAUGCUACCUGCUUGUUGGAUCCAUUAUUUCACUCAACCCUGAAUUCCAUAUAAAUUAUGUAAAUGAAUGUAGUGAAUUAGGUUUAAUUCUUGACUAUAAACUACAGGACACAGAAUUUAAAAAUCUAGAAUGGUAUUCCAAAUACCAUCCCCUCCUCCCUACCAAAAACCAAAUAGAAAAAUAAAAAAAGAAAUACAAGAGUCGAAGUGAAUGGAUUAAGCAUUUUUCCUUUUUCUGCUAUCAGGCACGUUGUACCCUACUGAUGACUACUGAUGAGAUUGAGCUUUAUUCAACAUAGAUUUUUGUGUCUUAACUUUGGAUGCCUGUGGCUAGUUUGGAUGUUUAAGUUUUUCAGGAUGGACAAUGAUUCAGUUUUUGUUGUUUAUUACAGUCGUGUGUUCCAAACCGAUAUCUCAUCACGUCCUUUUCAAAUUCUAUAUUAUGA